AUGAUUACUCUCUUUUUCCUCACUGGUACUGUCGCAGCGUAUACGAUACCGAGCUACACCGACGACUUCGCUCGAAACUUUAUGUUCCCUCUGAGUGCUGCAGCGUACUCAGAUGAACCCCAACUUUGUGUUGAAAACCUAUUCUUAAAUGCUUCGGUCACGGGGCAUUCGCUUGGUGGUUCAUUGGCGUCCCUAGCAGCUUCCUACAUUGUUGCAUCUGGUAUGGUAAAGUGGACUAAGAUGAAAGUGGUGACAUUUGGUCAGCCAAGGACUGGCGAUUAUUCAUACGCAAUUAGCCACAAUGCACAGCUAGGGUACUCUUACCGAGUUGUUCACUGGCGCGACAUCGUCCCACAUCUUCCCAAUGUUGGGUACAACCAUCAUAGGCGAGAGGUCCACUACACAAGCGAGAUGUUGCCUGAUCACUUUACCAUUUGUGAAGGUUACAACUGUUUUGAUCAGCGCAUUCCCAGUUUUUGUGCAAAUAACAUUAUUUCAGGUAACGAGGAAAAGAAAUGUAGCAAUGGGCUUCUAUUUCCAACAAGUUACGACGACCACACGCAUUACUUCGGGAAAUAUGUUAGCAAAUUUGGACAGUCCGGUUGUGUGUAG
Strongylus vulgaris is the source of this 612-nucleotide messenger RNA. The record is from the annotation of a GenBank genome assembly. NCBI's taxonomy places the organism in Eukaryota, Metazoa, Nematoda, Chromadorea, Rhabditida, Strongylidae.